UCAAGCCACACAAGCAGACAUGGCAUUUAAAUUCAUCGCUUUCGCCGCCCUUGUGGCCUGCGCUAACGCUGGAGCCAUCAGCUCGGCUGCCUAUUCCGCUGGCAUCAGCCACGCCGCUCCCCUGGCCUACAACAGUCAUGCUGCCCCUCUGACGUACAGCAGUCACGCCGCUCCCCUGGCAUACAGCAACCACGCUGCUCCCCUAGCCUACAGUAGCCACGCCGCGCCUCUGGCUAUCCAUGCCGCUCCCCUGGCCAUACACCAUGCCGAAGAGGACCACUACGACCCACACCCCCAGUACAACUUCGCCUACAACGUGCACGACUCGCACACUGGAGACGUUAAGAGCCAGCACGAGGAACGCGACGGUGACGUCGUCAAGGGCAGCUACUCUCUCGUCGACCCCGAUGGCACCAAGCGCACCGUCGAGUAUACUGCCGACUCCCACAACGGAUUCAACGCCGUCGUCCACAAGGAACCCCUUCACCACCACGUCGCCGUCAAGACCGUUGCACCCGUGGCCUACCAUGCGGCCCCAGUUGCCCACUACGCUCAGGCUCACCACCACGAGCCUCUGGCUUACGCUGGACAUGCUGGCUACUCUUACCAUCAUUAAGAGUUGAUCUAGUGCAAUUAGAACCAGUGUAUAUGUAUAUAACCGAUGCGUGAAUGUGAGUGCUACAAAGCAUUAUAUUGUAAAUAGAUUGAAGAUGAAUGUCACACUUGAAGUUUUUUCAUGAAUUUCUUUGUAUUUUUGUAAAUUUCGUCGAGUUAGCUUUGUAUACUAUUUUAUGUAUAAUAUAGCAACAAUAAAAACUAUUUCAUCUUGUCUCCAAAA
Messenger RNA from Nasonia vitripennis (jewel wasp), 838 nucleotides. RefSeq names its product cuticular protein RR-2 family member 4 (gene CPR4). NCBI's taxonomy places the organism in Eukaryota, Metazoa, Arthropoda, Insecta, Hymenoptera, Pteromalidae. The record is from RefSeq and is marked validated. Bases 20 to 616 code for a protein of 198 amino acids. Gene Ontology annotation, cellular component: extracellular matrix. The transcript has 2 exons.